Pseudophryne corroboree (corroboree frog) is the source of this 921-nucleotide messenger RNA. It is a transcript of the gene HES2, whose product is annotated as hes family bHLH transcription factor 2. Gene Ontology annotation, molecular function: protein dimerization activity; DNA-binding transcription factor activity, RNA polymerase II-specific; RNA polymerase II cis-regulatory region sequence-specific DNA binding. The transcript is spliced from 4 exons. The record is from RefSeq and is a predicted model, not a curated record. Gene Ontology annotation, biological process: anterior/posterior pattern specification; regulation of transcription by RNA polymerase II; regulation of neurogenesis. Lineage: Eukaryota; Metazoa; Chordata; Amphibia; Anura; Myobatrachidae. Bases 29 to 610 code for a protein of 193 amino acids. Gene Ontology annotation, cellular component: nucleus.
AGUGGGAUAACAUUGCUGCCACACAACCAUGGCACCCAAUAUGACUAUGUCUGAGUCUGCACACAGCUACCAGCCCAAGCCUGGCAAGAAGAACAAGGAGGCCAGUGAGCUGAGGAAGACUCUCAAACCUCUGAUGGAGAAACGCAGGAGGGCGAGAAUCAACGAGAGCCUCAACCAGCUGAAAACACUCAUCCUGCCUCUGAUUGGGAAAGAUAACUCCAGAUAUUCCAAACUAGAAAAAGCUGAUAUUUUGGAGAUGACGGUCCGCUUUCUGAAAGACAUCCCCCCUGUCCAAACACAAAGUACUGCAGAGAAAUACCGGGAGGGGUACAGAGCUUGCCUUGAUCGUCUGUCUGGGAUCCUCAGCAAGAGCAAUGUGGUAGCUGGAGAGACCCGCAGCCUCCUCCUGCAGCAGCUGCACAAAGGGCCAGAACUCUGCUUCCAGGACUGCACCAACUCCCCCUGUGCCAAGCAGGGCAGCCCCAGAAUCGUCCUACAUCUCACCCCUAAGAGAUCAGAGAUACUCUGCCCUUCCCCAAACCAGCACCCCACACCAAGACCUGCCCCGAGCCCACCACAGCUCACUAGCUGCGUCUGGAGACCUUGGUGACCCCCAGGGAUGGACACACAAGCUAUAACUGUACCGUGUACUAUACUUAUGCUGUGCAGUGUGUAGUGUGUAGUGUGUACUGCACUGUGUACUAUCACUCUGGUGUGUACGAUCACACACUGACUAUGUUCCUAUUGUAAAUAUGUCACUGACACACAUCCACUCGCUGCGUGCAAAUAUUCUCGGCACAACACUGUGGACAAUUUAGUCCUUAGAGGGGAUUGAAUGUAUGAGGGCACAGUAAGAGGCCUGGUGAACCCAAAGGGUUUAUAUACUCAGUAUGCGGUCUGCAUUAUUUAUUUGGGGGGAAA